Histoplasma capsulatum G186AR is the source of this 921-nucleotide messenger RNA. Its product is annotated as cytochrome P450. Gene Ontology annotation, molecular function: iron ion binding; oxidoreductase activity, acting on paired donors, with incorporation or reduction of molecular oxygen; heme binding. The record is from RefSeq and is a predicted model, not a curated record. NCBI's taxonomy places the organism in Eukaryota, Fungi, Ascomycota, Eurotiomycetes, Onygenales, Ajellomycetaceae. The transcript has 4 exons. Bases 1 to 921 code for a protein of 306 amino acids.
AUGACCAUAAGUUAUAUUGUUCUGUCUGCAGGCCAGCUCUCACCAGCUGGGCUGGCUUUCUUCAUAAUUGACGAUUUACGUUCACCUUUCUUUCUCUCAGCCCCGGUUAAUAAUCUUUUGGAACAAGGUGGUCGAAACCCAAAGGCCGUUAGGAUUGCUGAUUUGGCACAGCGUACUACUCUGGAUGUUAUCGGCCUUGUUGGAAUGGGCUAUGAUUUCAACUCAAUCCUGAACCCGACAAGCAGGCUUAUUAUUGAAUGUGUUCAAUACGUCCGUAACUUCUGCGAACGCCUUCUCCAGGAUAAGCGGCAGAUGAUAGAGAAGAAAGAGGGAGAACACAUAAUAGAUAUAUUUUCUGUUGCGAUGGAAAGUGGGGAAUUUACCAACCGGGAACUUGUUGACCAAAUCGUGACUUUUCUUUCUGCUGGGCACGAGACAACAGCCUCUGCUUUUCAACUUGUUGUUUAUGUCCUCUGCAAGCACCCUGAGAUCCCAAACCCGGCUUCGAGAAGAAGUUCGGUCCUCCCUGCUAUCCAUCUCACUCGAGCUCCCCACCGCCGCCUAUCUCCGCCUCCCUCAUUGACUCUCUCCCUUACCUACAUGCGUCCGAAACACAGUGCUAUUUUUGACACGCUCAUUCCAAAGGGAACCGGUAUUGGUAUUUCGCCCUCAGUCACGAACCACGACCCCGAGCCAUGGGGACCGGAUGCGGGAAUAUUCAAUCCGGAGCGCUGGAUGGGUCCUGGCAAUGCAAAUCCAGGCGGCGCAACUAACAACUAUGCAUUUCUAACAUUUUUUCCAUGGUCCGCGAAGCCGUAUUGGAGCAUCGUUGGCACAAGCGGAGUUGGCCUGCUUGGUGGCGGCCAUGGUUGGGGAGAUUUGAAAUGGGGCUUUUGGAUCCGGGGAAAGAGCUCAAGUUGA